GCCCGCGUGACGGUGGUAGAAGCUGCUGCGCGAACAUUUGAUCUUCAUUGGUGGUCCAGAGUGCUGAAACCGGGGUUUCACAAAGCCAAUAACCAAACCAAUCGUAUUAAAGCUUUUAAAAUGCUACAAAAACGUUUACAACACAGAAGAGAAAGAGACAACAAACUUGAAUCAAAUAAAAAAUAGUACGUUUGAUUUGAAGGCUUAUUUAUUUAGCAUUCUUCCUUCAUUUUGAUAGCGCUAGAAGCGAGGAGCGGCGACUAGACCAGACCACCCACAGACUGAAUGUGGUGAAGUCUCGCCAGCUGCAACUAGAAAAGCUGAGUGAGAGACCGGAGAGAGGCGGGCGCCAUUGCAGCCAGGGAAACUGCCUGGUUUGAUUAAGGGCAGUUAAUUAAAAACUUUGGAAUUAAGAAAAAGUUCCUCUGGAGAUCCCGAAACGUUCCACAAGCCGGGUGUGUUCUGCAGGACCAGAGAGGGGUGAAUCGAGACCGGCGGAGUGAAAAGAAAGAAGCGACUGUCUAGCAUGUCUCCUCCUUUGCCUUGUGUCAGUCUUGCACAAUGACCAGCAGUGGCAAUGGGACAGCCCUGGGAAAUGUCACCUCUGCAGAGGACGGCGGCGUCAUCGUGGUCGAGACGAUCGUCAUCCUAGUCAUUGCUGUCCUCGUCUGCCUCGGCAACCUGGUGAUCGUGGUGACGCUGUACAAGAAGCCCUACCUGCUCACACCUAGCAACAAGUUUGUCUUCAGCCUCACACUCUCCAACCUGCUACUGUCAGUGCUGGUUCUGCCCUUUGUCAUUGCCAGCUCCAUACGCCGUGAAUGGAUCUUCGGCGUGGUGUGGUGCAACUUCACCGCCCUGCUUUACCUGCUUGUCAGCUCGGCCAGCAUGCUCACUUUAGGAGCCAUUGCAAUUGACAGAUACUAUGCUGUGCUCUACCCUAUGGUCUACCCCAUGAAGAUCACUGGAAACCGAGCUGUGGUGGCUAUACUCUACGUGUGGCUGCAUUCUCUCAUUGGCUGCCUGCCCCCGCUGUUCGGCUGGUCCACCUUCGAGUUCGAUCAGUUCAAGUGGACCUGCACGGCCGCCUGGCACCGGGAAGUGGGCUACACGGCCUUCUGGAUCACUUGGUGCGGCCUGCUGCCUUUCAUGGCCAUGCUGGUGUGCUAUGGCUUCAUUUUCCGGGUGGCGCGGAUCAAAGCCCGCAAGAUCCACUGCGGGACGGUGGUGAUCACCCAGGAGGAGUCGUCGUUGCAGAAGAACGACCGCAAGAACUCCAACACAUCUACCUCUUCCAACGGCAGCCGGAAAAGUGUUGUCUACUCAGCAAACCAGUGCAAGUCCUUCAUCACCAUCCUGGUGGUGAUAGGGGCCUUCGUGGUGACUUGGGGACCUUACAUUGCCGUGAUCUGCACUGAAGCCCUGUGGGGGAAGGGCAGUGUUUCCCCCAGCUUGGAGACUUUGGUGACCUGGCUCUCAUUCUCCAGCGCAGUGUGCCACCCCCUGAUCUACGGACUGUGGAACAAGACUGUGCGCAAGGAGCUGCUGGGGAUGUGCUUCGGGGACCGCUAUUACAGGGAAUCUUUCGUUACGCGCAACAGGACCUCCCGGAUGUUCAGCAUCUCCAAUCGAAUCACAGACUUGGGCUUGUCACCACACUUGACAGCAAUGCUGGCAGGAGGAGGACAGCUCAUAGGACACAGCAGCAGCACUGUGGACACGGGGUUCAGCUUCUCUCAGGACUCAGGCACAGAUGUCAUGUUGCUGGAUGACUUCACUUCAGACGGUACACACAAUUCUCAUCACAGUGGCUGGUCACACAAGAGGCGGAGUUCUGUCACGUUUGAGGACCAGGUGGAACAACAUUCCAAAGAAAACUCAAAUUCUUCCACACUUCAAGUGACAGCAGAGAUCCAUAAAUCGCUGGACAGCUAUGCCUCUUGCCUGGCUAAAGCCAUAGAGACAGAUGCCAAAUUAUUUCUGUUUGGGGAUGAAAAAAGCAUUUUGUUUUCUGUCCGGCCUGUGCCAGCGAGCCUAGGCAGCACACAGCGAGGACCCAGGUACCUGAAUGGGCAGAGACUGAGGCUGGAGAGCAUCGAUGAAGGAAUUGUACAUGAUGGCAAUGAAGAGGAGGAAGACAUUGAAGAAAUUUGUGCUUAAUUCUCAUUUAGCAGUUUGAGACAGAUACACUGGUCUCUGGAAGCCACAUUUCCAAGAACCAAUAGCCUCAUCAUCAUUGCUGGACAUUGUAGCAGUUGAUUAUUUGGAGGGGGGGAAUCCACUACAAUCAUGGGACCAGAAUUUAUAGGAAAUAUUGCGUGACUGGACUUUUCAUGCAUUGGUUUUGUUUGUCUUGCUGUUUCUUUACCACCAGCAGUAAGACUGCAAGCCUAUUGAAAGCUUGAUUAUGUUAAUCUUUAUUUUCUGUGCAUGUAGCAAACUUACUGUAGAAAGGACUAUGAAACAUUGUACAUCCAGAAUGUACCUGUGUGACCAUAAGCAUACUUUAUAUUCCUUCUGUGGAAAUAUUAUACGUGCAACUUCCUAAAUUAUUGUCAAUACGUUUUUUUUGUUUUGUUUUUUUUUAAAGGAGAAUUACAUUUUUACACAUCCUAAGAGAGGGGUGUCACAAGCUGAAAUAUAGCAAGCUUUGUGUCUUGGAAAAGCAUUUUGAAAACUUAGAUGGCCUGGAGUUCUGGCAUUAAGGGGCAGGAGAAGAUCUGUGCGGGGUGCCAUAUUUGAUGACUUGUGAGUCCUAGAACCUUUACCUGAAUCCCAGUCCUGAUCGGCUACAUCACGUGCAUGUGCUGUAAGAAAGGGAAAGGGAAGUUGACUUGACCGUGGAAUCCUAAGUAAUGCAAUAUUAGGAAUUAGACAUGUGGGUCCUCAGCUAGUUGGUAACCAACUUGAUAUUGGGCACUUCUGAACUGUAUACAGUUGGUUGUGCACAGAGGACUUUCUCAAGUUCAUCGUUCACCCCAGGACACAAGCAACAGUGAAGCUGGUGUACGUGGCUUUCGGGACAGUAUUAAAUAAUUUUACUAGCCAAAUGUUAACUUUACUUCAAGUCCAAAGUAUUUUAAAUGUCACACUGUUUUGUGUUCUAAAACCGGCAUUAAUGACUUCACUUCUUUAUAGUACUGUUCUCCACAGUCACAGUAAUUUUAUUUCCACAAGACUCGAGUGAUUUAUGUGUAAGGACGUAUAUAAUGGUACUAUGCUGUGGAAUAUAGGACCAAUUUUACAUGUAACUGGUUUAUUGGUAGAACCUGUGAAAAGCAGUCAAAAUUGGUUGUGCACUACCAUUACUUGACUCCAGUAUGCAGUAUCCAGCUUUUAAAAAGGCAGUCCAAAUUGCAUUUGUUUAUCAGGAAUAUUUUUUUUUACACAAGUUUCUCUCAAUAACCAUGAAAAUAUCUGUUAAAAAAAAAAAAAAAAAAUCAAUGUGUUGCUAUUUUACUACAUACAAAAUAAAAACCACUGAAUUUCUUGCUUCAACAAAGAGGAGAGGUUUCAAGAUCUCGGAGGUCUUUCAUUUGAAGAGACCUUUGAGGUCUUGAAAGCCUAUUGUUUAGUUAGUCAAAUAAAAGGUAUCACAUCUCCUUCUCUUUGUCUAUCAUCUCUGUACUGAUACAGCUACCAUUUCACCUAUCAACAUGCUUCUAAAAGAAACCACAAAAAGUGAGUUUGCAAUGUUAAUUACAGUUCCUUGUGAAACACCAGUUAUUUGUUCAGUCACUGAAGCACCUAGUAACAUGUUCAGGGAUACCAUUUACACAGCAAAUCAGUGAUGUGAGGCUCAGUGCAUUUACACAAGUGUGUGUUACAUUUUGCAGAUGUUUCCAUUUUUGAAACAAAUUGGUUUCAAACAUGCAGUUUCAUAUGCAUGGAAACAAAAUUGGACAGUCUUAAUGUUGCAGAUUGUCCCCAAGUCAUGAAGAAAUGUACACAACAUAGGCUUUCAACAAUGUACUUGCCAGUUUUGAUUAAAUUUCAAAGGGUGUUCCAGUUGCUGGGGCAGAAACUCGCUUCCAAAAAAAGGCUUGUGGCUGGCACUCUUAGGGAAGCAGGCCUGUUUAUCAAAACAGAAGUUAAACAGGACUGCUCCCCGUAAACAUUAAGUGGAUACUGCAUUGUAAAAAAAAUGCAAUUAGGAAAUAAGUGUUUUUUGUAUCUAUAUAUGGUAUUUGUAUGUUAAAUACAUGUAUUAGACCACUGUUCUCCAUUGUAGAAACAAUAUCAUUUUGAAUUUUUUUGUACUUAAAAAAAAAAAAAAAAAAAAGUAAAAA
Molecule: messenger RNA, 4289 nt
Organism: Acipenser ruthenus (sterlet)
Lineage: Eukaryota; Metazoa; Chordata; Actinopteri; Acipenseriformes; Acipenseridae
Gene: gpr161b
Product: G protein-coupled receptor 161a
Exons: 6
Coding region: 562-2160 (532 amino acids)
Biological process (GO): G protein-coupled receptor signaling pathway
Cellular component (GO): membrane; recycling endosome
Molecular function (GO): G protein-coupled receptor activity
Source: RefSeq, a predicted model, not a curated record